Neoarthrinium moseri is the source of this 297-nucleotide messenger RNA. RefSeq lists its product as uncharacterized. Bases 1 to 297 code for a protein of 98 amino acids. The transcript has 2 exons. The record is from RefSeq and is a predicted model, not a curated record. NCBI's taxonomy places the organism in Eukaryota, Fungi, Ascomycota, Sordariomycetes, Amphisphaeriales, Apiosporaceae.
AUGGAGAAGCUUAAUAAGAUGGCCGCGGAGUUGGACGAGGAGAUCACCAGAGACUUGGUGAAUGUUUUGGUCAAGGCAAAGAAGCUCGAUGAGAUAUGGGGCGGAGCACAUCAACAAUAUCAGAACGCGCUAGAUACUGUUGCACGUGAGCUUGGGCAAACCACGGCCUCGUACUCGUUGACAGUCAGAGCCUUCUUGGUGUCGACAUCGAGGUCCGAGAUCAGAUCUGUGAGAACGAGUGAAGAGCGUGACUUGAGUCCAACUCAGCCGGUAGAACGCGGCGGCGACUAUGCCUAG